This is a messenger RNA of Lutra lutra (Eurasian river otter), 7669 nucleotides long. RefSeq names its product RPGRIP1 like (gene RPGRIP1L). Lineage: Eukaryota; Metazoa; Chordata; Mammalia; Carnivora; Mustelidae. Gene Ontology annotation, cellular component: photoreceptor connecting cilium. Gene Ontology annotation, biological process: retinal rod cell development; non-motile cilium assembly. Bases 4 to 4086 code for a protein of 1360 amino acids. The transcript has 27 exons. The record is from RefSeq and is a predicted model, not a curated record. Gene Ontology annotation, molecular function: thromboxane A2 receptor binding.
GCCAUGUUUUUCCCGUGCUCCUCUCCGCCAGGCGCCCAACACGCCGUCGGCGCUAUAGCAACGGUAGCUAGCCGCGGGGAGAGAGUGGCGACAUGCACAGACCAUUUAUAUCCGCGUACAAAACUGAGUUACUAUGGUGCAUCUCUGAAGAAUAGAAACUGUAAAGACGCCAGAAUUAACUGGACAGAUUGUAUGUUGAGACAGGCCAUGUCUCGUCCCACUGAUGAGACGGCAGGAGACCUGCCUGUGAAAGAUAUAGGUCUAAACCUCUCUGGAAUGGGAGGGUUACAAGAAACUUCAACAACACGGACAAUGAGGUCUCGCCAGGCAGUGUCACGUAUCAGUCGUGAGGAACUGGAAGACAGAUUUUUGCGUCUGCAUGAUGAGAACAUUUUGCUUAAACAGCAUGCCCACAAGCAAGAGGAUAAAAUUAAAAGAAUGGCCACCAAGUUAAUACGGCUAGUUAAUGACAAGAAAAGAUAUGAGCGGGUUGGUGGCGGCCCCAAGCGGCUGGGACGAGAUGUGGAAAUGGAAGAAAUGAUGGAGCAGCUUCAGGAGAAAGUUCAUGAGCUUGAAAGACAGAAUGAAGUCCUCAAGAACAGACUCAUUUCAGCCAAACAGCAACUUCAAAUCCAGGGUCACAGGCAAACGCCGUACAAUUAUGUGCAGUCUCGUGUUAACACUGGGCGUAGAAAAGCGCAUGAAAAUGCAGGCUUACAGGCAUGCCCCAGGAAAGGUAUUAGAUUCCAAGAUGUCGAUGUAGCAGAAACUCUACAACCCAUGCUUACAAAAUAUGGCAACAAUUUACUUGAAGAAGCCAAAGGAGAAAUAAGAAAUUUAGAAAAUGUUAUUCAGUCACAGAGAGGCCAGAUAGAAGAGUUAGAGCACUUGGCUGAGAUCCUGAAAACUCAGUUGAGAAGAAAAGAAAAUGAAAUUGAGUUAUCUCUUCUUCAGCUUCGAGAACAGCAGGCUACAGAUCAAAGGUCAAACAUUCGGGACAAUGUAGAAAUGAUUAAGCUUCAUAAACAACUAGUGGAAAAAAGCAAUGCUCUUUCAGUAAUGGAAGGAAAAUUUAUUCAGCUUCAAGAGAAGCAAAGAAGUCUCCGGAUCAGCCAUGAUGCCUUGAUGGCAAACGGAGAUGAACUAAAUAGGCAGCUCAAGGAGCAGCGUUUAAAAUGCUGCAGUCUUGAGAAACAAUUACAUUCUGCGACAUUUUCUGAAAAAAGAGUAGAAGAGCUGCAGGAUAGAAUUAAUGAUUUAGAAAAGGAACGGGAACUUUUAAAGGAAAACUAUGAUAAACUUUAUAACAGCCGAUUUCCAGGCUCUCCUUGCAUGUCACGUGUGUUUUGCAGUGCCUUCAGUGCUGCCCACGAAGAGCAAUGGAAGUUAAAGGAACAGCAGCUGAAAGUUCAGAUCGCUCAACUCGAGACUGCCUUAAAAUCUGACCUAACAGACAAAACUGAAAUCCUUGACAGAUUCAAAACCGAAAGAGACCAAAAUGAGAAACUCAGUCAAGAAAACAGAGAACUACAGUUACAGUAUCUGGAACAAAAACAACAACUUGAUGACCUUAAACACCGCCUAAAGUUUUACAACCAGGAGAGUGAUAUGAAUGCUGAUGAAUUGAGUGAAGCUCUCCUGCUUAUAAAGGCUCAAAAAUCACAAAAAAACGGAGACCUUUCCUUUUUAGAGAAAGUAGACAAUAAAAUUAACAAAGAUCUAGAACGCUCCAUGAAAGAGCUACAAGCAACUCAUGCAGAAACAGUGCAAGAACUUGAAAAGACACGAAACAUGCUAAUUAUGCAACAUAAAAUUAAUAAAGAUUAUCAGAUGGAAGUUGAAGCAGUGACCCAGAAGAUGGAAAAUUUGCAGCAAGAUUAUGAACUCAAAGUGGAACAAUAUGUUCAUCUUCUUGAUAGCAGAGCUGCACGCAUUCAGAAACUAGAAGCCCAAUUAAAGGAUAUUGCCUAUGGCACCAAGCAGUAUAAAUUUAAACCAGAAAUCACACCAGAUGACUCCAUUGAUGAAUUUGAUGAAACUCUUCACUUAGAACGAGGCGAAAACCUAUUUGAAAUCCAUAUCAACAAAGUAACCUUUUCUUCUGAAGUUUUACAGGCGUCUGGAGAUAAAGAGCCUGUCACUUUCUGUACCUAUGCUUUCUAUGAUUUUGAACUACAGACAACUCCCAUUGUGCAAGGCCUUCACCCAGAAUACAACUUCACUUCUCAAUAUCUCGUUCAUGUUAAUGACUUAUUUUUACAAUAUAUUCAGAAGAAUACUAUCACUCUUGAGGUCCACCAAGCUUACAGCACAGAUUAUGAAACAAUUGCGGCAGGCCAGUUGAGAUUCCAUGAAAUCCUAGAAAAAAGUGGUCGAAUAUUUUGCACAGCAAGUUUGGUUGGAACUAAAGGAGACAUCCCAAAUUUUGGCACAGUGGAAUACUGGUUCAGAUUACGGAUUCCCAUGGAUCAAGCAAUUCGACUUUAUCGAGAACGAGCAAAGGCUUUGGGAUAUAUAACAUCAAAUUAUAAGGGGCCAGAGCAAAUGCAAUGGUCAAGUCAGCCAGCACCCAAAACUUCUCAGCCCAGUUCUGCUGAUCCCACAGAUGGCAACUUAAAUGAACUUCAUGUUACAGUCAGAUGUUGCAGCCACUUGAAGUCCCAAGCAAACCACCUUCAGCCACACCCAUAUGUUGUGUACAAGUUUUUUGAUUUUGCAGACCACGAUACAGCCAUCAUUCCCAGUAGCAAUGAUCCACAGUUUGAUGAUCACAUGUGUUUCCCAGUGCCGAUGAAUAUGGAUUUGGAUCGGUACCUUAAGUCAGAGUCUCUGAGUUUUUAUGUGUUUGAUGAUAGUGAUACUCAAGAGAAUAUAUAUAUAGGAAAAGUCAAUGUGCCUCUGAUUUCAUUGGCACAUGACAGAUGUAUCUCAGGAAUAUUUGAGUUAACAGAUCAUAAAAAGCAUCCUGCAGGAACCAUCCAUGUUAUAUUGAAAUGGAAAUUUGCUUACCUUCCACCAAGUGGAUCUAUAACAACUAAAGACUUGGGAAAUUUUAUACGCAAAGAAGAGUCAGAAGUUGUCCAAAGAGUACCUUCAACAUCCUCUGUUAGCCCAUUAGUUGUUGCACCAACACCUAAACCAAGACAGCGUUUAACACCUGUAGAUAAGAAAGUGUCUUUUGUGGAUAUCACACCACAGCAGAGUUCUGAGAUAACUACUCCUCCUGAAGAUGUGAAGGAAGUUUCAUCAGAAGUUGAGCAUACGCCAGAAAUAGAAACUGACGUGCCAACUUUUUCACAUGGUCCUGAGGUUUCUCAAGAAAGCAGUGGAACUAAGGUAAAAGAGAAAAUACAACAAGGAAAAGAUGAUGAUGUGUCUUUCCUGUCUGAGGGUCAGCUAGCAGAUCGAAGCUGGACUUCUUCUGAAGAUGAAACAGAAAUAACUGAGGAAUUGGAACCAGAAGAUGAGGAAGAGAGAUCUGCAUCUGACAGUGACGAGUGUAUUAUUCCAGGUCCUAUCUCCAAGAAUAUCAAACAGCCAUCAGAAAAAAUUCAGAUUGAGAUCAUAGCUCUAAGCCUUAAUGAUUCUCGAGUAACUGCAGAUGACACUAUCCAACGGCUGUUCGUGGAAUGCAGAUUCUACAGUCUUCCUGCUGAAGAGACACCUGUGUCACUUCCAAAACCCAAGAGUGGGCAGUGGGUCUACUAUAAUUAUAGCAAUGUGAUCUACGCGGAUAAAGAGAACAACCAAGCAAAGAGAGACAUCUUAAAAGCAAUACUACUGAAACAAGAGCUGCCUUACAGAAGUGUCCGCUUCACCGUGGUUAGUGACCCUCCAGAGGAUGAACAGGAUCUGGAGUGCGAGGACAUUGGUAUUGCUAACAUUGACCUCGCUGACAUGUUUCAGGAAGGGAGAGACAUCAUCGAGCAAAAUAUCGAUGUCUUCGAUGCACGGGGAGGUGGUGGACCUAUCGGCAAGCUCAGGGUAACCGUCGAAGCACUCCAUGCCCUCCAGUCCGUCUACGAGCAACACAGAGAUGACUUGGAGGCUGAAAGAAGGUGUUCCAGAGGCAUGUCCUGCUCCUGAGUAAACGCUCACAUGAAAGCUCUGAGAGGAGAUUUCUGUAAUUACUCCGGUGUAUAUAAUCUAUAAUUCAUGGGAUGCAGGGAGGGGGGAGCCCUGGGUUUGUAGUGGUCAAGUUUUGUAUACUUUUCCAUCUGUUUAUUUUUCUAUUCCCUCCUUCCCAUGACUGCCACCCCUCAGGACUUCAGUUCUCCACCAUGGGCAGUACCUCCUCAAUAAUUUAUACCUACAUGAUAGCAUGAGAAAGCCUAUUUGCAUUUUCAGCACUUUCGUAUGAAGAACUGACAUGCUAGUCCCAUUUUUAUUUUUAAUAAGCAAAAAGGAUAAAUCUUAGAAAACCUAUGAAAAGAAAUACUUUUAUGUUAUCCCUAAUCGUCCCACUAAAUGGAAUGCCUAUGAUUAGCCUCAUUAAGAGUUUUAUACUGUGAAGAUUUUAUUAGAAGCAAUAUAUGAAAAUUACUUGGAUUAAUGUGUUAAUCUUCCUCUUUAAAAUGCUAAUAUCCAUUUUAUGCACAUUAAAGCUCAGUAUGCAUUUUCUUUGAUGCAUGCAGUUUCUAUCAAUUAAAUAUAAAAAAUGAGACUUGGCACCAACUUAUUAAAUUACUGCAAGUUUUUGGUUUUCUUUCUUAAAAAUCACACUUCUUCCUAUUUGUAUGAUUUUUAUGGAUCUGUAGUGGUGAUAUGGGAUCCAGGGAUGUGUGUGUGUAUAAAGAGGGGAUAGACAGGUACAUGUAUGUAUAUACAUGAAAUUCAUGUUUUGAAAACUUAGCUUAUGAUACAGAAAGAAAUUAUUAAAAGUAUGGCUCAAAUUCUGAUAUGCUUAGUUAGACCUGAAAGGAAUAUCUUUUUUUUAUCAUUUUUUAAAUUUACAUCAAGCUUGUACAAUGGUGGGGUGUAUCUGGAUAACCAGAUCCUCGAAAAGCAGCUCAGAAAGUUAAUUUUCUAGCUUUUACCCAAUCUCACUGAAGGAUUUAAUUGAUAUUUUUAAUGGAGCUGUGAAUCAAUGCUGCAAAGGAAUUGUCUCUGGAGGUCUAGGAUAUAAUGCAUUUCAUUUUUUAAUUUACUUUUUUAUUUGUCAUUUUCUUCAAAGGAUUUUUAUAGGCUGUGGGUUUUCACUGUUUGCAAACAGGCUAUGUUCCUUCUUAAGCAUAUGUAAAGUAUUCAGGGAGAUAAGUAAUUUAUUAAAAUCUACCUAAUUUGCCGUGAUAUAUUAAAUCUCUGCUUCAGUGAUCACAGACCAUUUCAUUUAGAGAAUUAGGCAUUCCCUCUUUGUGUGAUUAAAGCUCUGGAAAAUGAGUUCUUUGCUCCUAUUUGUGAACAUUCAAAGCCUGCUAAUGGCAAGAAGAUGGAAUAGAUUAUGAGACAAUUCAUUACAGUUCAACAGAAAAAAAAAAAGCAGCUAUAAUGCAAAAAUGCAAGUAUGAAUAUCUGCAUAUAGUUUGAACCAUCUGUGCUCUAAUGGCUUCAAUAAUGACUCUCGUCUUUAGGAGGCUUUGAAAUGACAUCCGUACAAUAUUAAUUUGUUGAUGUACAUUGUGGGACCAGUAGAGUACGAUCUGACCACAGAAAUCUAUAAAUUCUGUCUCUACCAUUGGGCCUCCCUGUCUGGGGCCUGCCAUCUCCAAGAAGAAUCUUGCUCUCGUCAAACUCUGCAAAUCUUCAUAAUAACUCAUUCCUCUGGAACCUUCUAGAGACCACAAACAUCUGCAGACUAAACCUCUCCAAUCCUAGUAAACAGCCACAUGUUUGUUGUCACUUCAGCUGGCUCUGAGCUCAUCUUUUUGGCCUCGCUUUCUAGCUUUCUUUGGCUUCAUGCAGUUACGGUGUCAUUAAGGACCAUAAUAUUCCCUGCAGUAAUUUAAAACAGCCGAAUUAUACCCUGGGGUUAACUGAGUGGUUUUUGAGACAUUUAUUGUGGUAUUCUCCCAGGAGGUUUGUAUUAUUGUUUUAAAACGUUACAUCCCAAACUAAAUACCCUUUCUGCAGGGAAAAGAACCGGAUUGCACUGACUUCUUAUGAUCUUUAAGUAGAGAGGGGGAGUCUUUAUUAGGGAACUUCUGAGACCUCAUCAGCUGGGUGGAAUGUAUACCUCAGAUAUGAUUAGAGAACUAGCCAUGUUUCUGUCACAUUCAUGUUUGCCGUAGAGAUUAUUAAAGAUUCCUUUUCUCGUUUUAAAAUAAUGCACCUUCCAACUAUGUAAAUUCUUACAAAGCUCAUCUUCUUAAGUAAUCGGACAGCUGCUGCCAUAUUUUGAAGUGGGGUAAAUGGUAUUGAAUGCCAUCAUGUGGAUGCUUCAAGUGGGUUUCAUAAUCUGUUCGAGAAGAGUUUUUUAUGUUGUCUUGUGUUGACCAGAGUUCAUUGAAAAAACUCACUACCUUUUUGGAUUACAGAGCAAUGGUUUUCUCUUGGUGCGCCAAGCCUGAACCAUUAAGCAUGGUGAGCAGGAGAGGGGGCACCAACGGUGGCCUUAGCACACUAAUACACCAGUUUAAGGCAAGAUUUUUAUGGACUUACAGCUCUUGGUGUAAAUGUACACAGUACACUCAGCACUUUUGGGGUCUGUAAUGCUUUUAGUUUGGAAAUAUAAAUAGAGAUGUGAUGUGGUGUGUGGGAGAGUGUAUUUUACAUGGUUUUUUGCCUACUGUAGUAGAAAUGUCAAAUUCCCAGCCACUGUCAUGAGAAGCAGUUGACAAAAAUAAGUUUUAUGGUUUACAGUGCGGUUUACAUAGAGAACAUUUCUCUUCACUCUCAAUUUCAACAUGUUUUCUAAAUUAUCAUGGUUUAUUGCCAUUUAAGUUAAAUUAGUUUUUUUAAGAAUAAAUAGAGAAUAUAUUUAAUCAAAUAAAGAACAGCCACAUUGAAAUUCUGCUGUUCCUGCCGUUCAUUCGUUACCACAAAACACAAAUACUUUUUAUGUGUUAUGAAGAAGUGUGGGCUCAGAGGUGGUCAUGUGACUUGGGGGGGGUUCUGCGUGCACCCAUGUUCCCACAACAAAACAUAAAUUAUUUUAGUAAUCUGACAUCAAGAGCUGUGACAAUGAAAACCACUUCUUACACAUGUUCUAACAAGAAUCUGAUUAACAUUUUUGUGGAUAUGGAAAAUAACGUUUUUUAGUCAAGCUGCCACCAUUGCUGAAUUUGGAAUUAUUUCCUUAUUCACUAGAUAGUAAAAUGUGAAUCAUGCCUGUUACCAAAUAUGAAAAUAAAAUGCCAUCUUUGGGUAGUACAGAACAACCAAGGGAGAGCUCUAGGGAUAUCAAAUUAUCGAGUGAUUGACAAUAUCAGGAUGAUAAUUUAUCCCCAACUAUGAGAGUACAUUUCAAUAAGUCACUCAUGCCUGAAGGCCUCUGACUACCUUGACAAAGAAAAUCUAAGCCCAUGAUUUAUUAUAGAUUGGACAACAUGCCUAAUUAGAUCCAUGAAUGGAAACAAACAGCUUUACAUCCCCUUUGUUCAGAACAAAAACAACCUCUAGGUCAACCAGAAAGCUAAAAAAAUCAAAGAUACAGAAACAAGUGUUUUAAAAACUGAAAAUACAGAAUUAGAAAUAUCUCUCAUCCUAAUUUCUUUUAUCUUGCAAGAUAGAU